AUGGCGCCCACCAUCCGGCGGCAGCUCUUCCAGGAAGCGUCGUUAAAAUCGGCUUCAUCCCAUCGGCCGAAAUCCAGCCGGGCGUCAUACGACUCGCCCAUCAGCAGAUCGGCUUCCAGAAUCGGGCCGGAGUUACCGGUCAUGGGCAAAACACUCAUCAAUGUGGUCAUGGACCUGGCUGCUUCUCUACUGGAUGAGGUUGUCGUUAUUGGCUACGGGACGCAGCGGAAAAUCGAUGUCACAGGUGCGGUAGCGACACUCGGUGGAGACGAUAUCACACCGCUGCCAACUCCCAAUUUUGAGGAGGGUAUGCAGGGAAAGAUCCCAGGUGUGGAAAUGAAGAAAACAUCUGCGGAACCAGGUGGGGGGACCUCAGUCAAGAUCAGGGGAGUGAAUUCACUCUUGGGGAAUAAUCAGCCGCUGUACGUGAUCGACGGUUUUCCCAUGACCAAUGAUAAUUCUAGUCGUCCGGGCGGUUGGGAAUCUCAGAGGGCGACGAACCUGCUGGCAAGUCUGAAUCCAGCUGACAUCGCAUCCGUACAGGUCUUGAAGGACGCAUCCGCCACGGCCAUCUACGGCUCGCGUGGGGCCAACGGUGUGAUCAUCAUCACAACCAAAAAGGCCAAGGCGCCGUUCGAAUUAAGUAACGUGGAGGACUAUGCCCGGAUUGAAAAUGAAGCCAUCGCGAACAACGGUGGCGUUGAUUUCCGUUAUACAACCGAUAAUACGUUCGGACUCACAAAUGCUACUCCGCAAGAACUGGGAGCCAGAUUUGGCAAUGGGACCGACUGGAUCGAUGAAAUACUUCAGACCGGACAGCUCAAUAAUUACAAUCUUUCCAUGCAAGGGGGGAACGAGCGUACAACGUACCUGAUAUCUGCCAACUAUUAUGAUGAGACCGGGAUCAUACUUACCUCCAAUUUCCAGAAAGGGGGCUUGCGGGCAAAUGUCAGCAGUCAGCUUACAGACCGUCUGAGGGUGCGUGUAAAUAUGAGCGCUUCCCGCUAUACGGCCGACCGUUUCACACAGCACGGCCGACUGACCGGCGGCGGACCGGACCGGCUGGGAGUCGUCACCGAAGCCUUUCGAGCAAAUCCUAUGACCACUCCCGAAACACCCCAUCUCGAACCGAACAACCUAUUGCAGUACGAACCAGGUGAGGCGAAUGUCACCAAUUUCGUCUACAAUCCGGUCCGGCAGAUUAAUGCUGUGGAAAACAGUGAUGCGAUGAACUUUUUCCUUGGCUCCCUAGCCCUGGAAUACAAUAUCCUGAAGGAUUUGAAAAUCACUUUCCGCGGAGGUGGUAAUGUCCAGAGCCAGGAAAGGAUCAACUUCAUACCUUUCAGUACACCGGUUGGUGCCUGGUGGAGCGCACUCGGCACGCAUAGUUUUUACGACCGGCGGAAUUUCGUAUUCGAGAAUUACGUGAAUUAUGUCAAGAAAUUUGGCGAUAAACACAGUCUUGACGCUACCAUUGGCUAUUCACUUGAAAAUGACCGGAUACAGAGCAAAUCCCAAUCCGGUAGCGGUUAUAAUUUUGACAUACAGGGCAUCUACGGCUGGGGCCAGCUGGCAGUUCCUGGUCCUUUGAGUAUCAGUGAAUCAGAACGGACCCUGGCUUCGACCUACGGGCGCUUGUUUUAUAAUUACGAUGAUCGUUACCUAGUGACUUUUACCGCACGAAGGGACGGUUCCAGUGUGUUUGCCGCCAAUAAUAAAAAUGCAUUUUUCCCUUCCGGGGCGGUGGCAUGGGUGAUUUCAAAUGAAUCAUUUAUGGAGGGUGUGAGCUGGGUGUCAAACCUGAAACUAAGAGGUAGUUUCGGACAGGUAGGCAACCAGGCCAUUGCUCCAUACCAGUCUCUGGCCCGGGUGGGAUCAAGUCUGUACGUUAUUGGGGGAUCAAGGGUCAGCGGAUUGGCACCAACAUCACCGGCCAACCCCGACCUGAUUUGGGAAACCACGGAGCAGCUCGAUAUAGGUCUGGAUGCCAGUUUUCUCAAUGACAGGAUUCUGUUUAGUGCUGAUUUCUAUAAAAAGAACACCCUUGACCUGCUACAAGGCAAGCCUGUUCAGGGCAGCACUGGAUAUGAAGCUUUUACCACCAAUUUCGGUGAAAUAUCCAAUACAGGAGUCGAAUUAUCCCUGGGAGGCGCCAUCCUUUCAGGGGCGACGGGGCUGAGGUGGAACACUAGCUUUACCGGCAGUUUCAAUCGAAACAAGAUAGAGGACCUGGGCACGGCUGCUGACGGCAGUCCUCUCGAGAUCGCACUUCCCCCUGGCGCCGGUGUUUCUGCUGGCAGGGGAAGCCCGACCAGAUUUGUGCUGGGCGAGCCCAUCGGCACCUUCUGGGGAUUGGAAUGGCUCGGCAACCUGUCACAGGCAGAUGUAGAUGGUGGUACUGCUGUUCUCGGCGGGCUCAAUGAGCCGGGUGACCAGAAAUUUUUCGAUACGAACGGAGACGGACAAAUUACAGCGGCCGAUGCCAAACCCAUUGGAAAUGCACAGCCCGAUUUCAUAUUCGGAUGGGACAAUACCUUUUCUUACAAAAACUUCACUUUGAAUUUCUUUUUCAACAGUGUCGUUGGCGGAAAAAUCCUGAACUUCCUUAAACAAUAUACCGAACUCGGAGGCGCCCGAGGUGCGGGUGGCCAUCAUUCUAAGGAAUAUGCUGAGAACCACUGGCGGCCCGACAAUACGGAUACACGAUUCCCAAGACCAGGUGGAGGCAGUGGUUCGGAUAAUAGCUACUUCCUUGAGGACGCUACCUUCGUUCGUCUACAAAACGCUUCGCUGAGUUACAGGAUACCCACGGAUGCCCUAGGUUGGGACUGGAUGAGAAAUGCUACCGUUUAUCUCAGGGGUUCUAAUCUCUUCGUCAUUACCGAUUAUAGCGGUUUUGAUCCCGAAGGACAGUAUACGGGCCAGGAUGCUGCGAACCAGAAUAUCGACCUGGGUAAUUAUCCGAGGCCAAGAAGUAUCGAGUUUGGUGUAAAACUGGGCUUUUGA
Molecule: messenger RNA, 3006 nt
Organism: Nerophis lumbriciformis (worm pipefish)
Lineage: Eukaryota; Metazoa; Chordata; Actinopteri; Syngnathiformes; Syngnathidae
Source: RefSeq, a predicted model, not a curated record